CUGUCUCGCUCCCUCCGCCUUGGCCUACGCUCACUGACUGACCUCGAGCUUGCUUUCAUCUCACGCACAGUCGCCAUCUCCCUGCCCCCUUUCCGCCGUCCCUCACGGCUGUCUGCUCAGUUCUCGUUUUAGGCUGCAUCACUUGUUCGCUAGCGUGCUGUGACCAGGAGAGAAAAAGGGUUGCUGGCAAGUCGCGUUGCGAGCCGAUUUUCUCCGCGUAGUCUAGUCCUGCCAUUUCCUUGCGACCACUGACGCUGUUUCCUGCGCUUGAGUGCCGGGUAAAGGUUUAAUUCCGCCUCCGUCUAUGUUACCAGAACCGCUGCGAUCGUCUCAGGUUCUCUCCGUAUUAGGUUUUGUUUAGUGUUUCUUUCUAACCCCCGGAUCGCCGCCGAUCGUCACAGCCUCUCGCGGCAUGGUGAAAGAGACGGAAUACUACGACCUAUUAGGAAUCAAGCCCGAGGCCAUCGCGUCGGAUAUUAAAAAGGCGUACUAUAUACAGGCCCGGAAAGUCCAUCCCGACAAGAACCCAAACGAUCCCGAUGCUGCCGCUAAGUUCCAGCUGCUGGGCGAGGCGUACCAGGUGCUGAGCGACCCGGGGCAGCGCGAGCGGUAUGACGCGUGCGGCAAGGCGGGCGUGUCCACCGAGGCGAUGGUGGAUCCAGCGGCCAUGUUCGGCAUGCUUUUUGGCAGCGAGGCGUUCGAGGACUACGUGGGGCAGCUCGCCAUGGCCACCGUCGCCGGGCUCGCUGCCGACGCGCCCAACGCCUCUGCCUCCUCCUCCGCCGCUGGCGCGGACAGUAGCGCGGGAGGGGGGGGCGGGGGGGGGAGUGGUGGUGCGGAGAUGGCCAAUGGGGGGGCGGACGGGGGCGUUGAUACCCUGGAGCUGCAAGCUAAACUCAAGGCGGCGCAAGACCAGCGCAUAGGCGAGCUGGUGGAGAAGCUUAAAACGAGGCUGCACCUGUACACGGCGAGCGGCAAGGAGGAGUUUGUGCAGUGGGCGGAGGAGGAGGCGGAGCGCCUCUCACAGACCGCCUUUGGCGAGCACAUGCUGCACAGCAUCGGGUACAUCUACCAGCGGGCGGCGGCGAAGCAGCUGGGCAAGAACCCGCUGCUGCUGGGCGUGCCGUUCGUGGGCGAGUGGUUCCGGGAGAGGGGCCACCGCUUCUCCACUCAAGUCAGCGCCGCCGUCGGCGUGCUGCAGCUGUACCAGGCGCACCAGGACAUGAGGCGCAAGGUGGAGGAGGAGCAGAUGGAUGAGGAGGCCAUGGCCGCGUUCCUGGAGAGUCGCCAGCAGUCGCUGCUGGAGUCGCUGUGGAAGCUCAAUGUGAUCGACAUCGAGGGCACGCUCUCCUCCGUCUGCCAGCAGGUGUUGGUGGAGGCAGGUGAGAAGAAGUCCAAGCUAGAGCCCCGGGCCAGGGCGCUCAAGAAGCUAGGGCAGAUCUUCUACAAAAAGGCAGUGCAGCUGAGGGCCAAUUCUCGCAGUGCUGCUCUGGCUGCUAGAGCCACCUCCGGCUCACGAUCAGCCUCACACCGCCACUCUGAGAGUUGGUCCGGUGAUCCUUCGCAAGCAGCAGGCACUUCAAGCGCAGAGGGUGACAUGCCGCCUCCACCACCGGCACCCAACCCCACUAGUCGUGGAGACCUGGAGAAGAUGUCAGUGGGUGAUUUGAAGAGGUUCAUCACAGGCAAGGGAGGGGAGGUGCGUGGGCUGUUGGAGAAACAAGACCUGAUUGACGCUGCUACUGCGCUUCUCUGACCAUUGUAUUAUUAGUUCCACUAUUGGCUCUGCAGAAGCUCUUUUGUAGAAUGCUUUUGGUGUUCUUGAUGAGUCUUAGUGAUGCUUUAGCAAAUAUGCAUGCUAAUAGACGUUAUAAUUGGGAUAAGGUCUGUUCAGAGGAUUUGGCCUCUUUCCAGGACCAACUCCCUUAAGUAGAAAUCAAUGGCAAGGAUAUUGAAGUGUCUUGAUUGAAUGUCUAGAAGAG
Closterium sp. NIES-67 is the source of this 1982-nucleotide messenger RNA. The record is from the annotation of a GenBank genome assembly. NCBI's taxonomy places the organism in Eukaryota, Viridiplantae, Streptophyta, Zygnematophyceae, Desmidiales, Closteriaceae.